UUAUCAUAUCAAUGUAUGGUGGUUAUUGGGACAGCCAGGAUCUUCAAUUGUGGAGGUGAAGCCACAAGUCCGGCCCUCGGAGCACUCCAGUGGCGGGGUUCCCUGCUCCAGCCUGCAGAGGGCGCUUUCCACCAGCCCCGAGCCUGGGUCGGGACCUCACCCCUACAGUGGCUGGAGGGAGAGUGGAAGCUAGAUCGUAGUGCGUUUAUCCCUCAGAAACAGAGACAGCCCAGCUUCUUAGCUUUCCGAUUGGCGCUCAUCCAGCUUCACGUUUCUUCCGUUAAAUCGGAUAACAUUGCCCGGGCUUGUAGCCUAGUCCGGGAGGCAGCCAAGCAAGGUGCCAAAGUGGUCUCCCUGCCGGAAUGCUUUAAUUCUCCAUACGGAACAAACUACUUCCCUGAAUAUGCAGAGAAGAUUCCCGGAGAGUCCACACAGAAGCUCUCUGAAGCAGCAAAGGAGAAUAGUGUUUAUCUCAUUGGAGGCUCCAUCCCUGAAGAGGAUGCUGGGAAGCUGUACAACACCUGUGCUGUGUUUGGGCCCGAUGGGAGUUUAUUGGUAAAGCACAGAAAGAUCCAUCUCUUUGACAUUGAUGUUCCUGGGAAAAUUACAUUUCAAGAAUCUAAAACAUUGAGUCCCGGUGACAGUCUCUCCACAUUUGACACUCCUUACUGCAAAGUAGGCCUGGGCAUCUGCUACGAUAUGCGCUUCGCAGAACUUGCACAAAUCUAUGCACAGAAAGGCUGCCAGCUCCUGGUGUAUCCUGGAGCUUUCAAUCUGACCACUGGACCUGCCCACUGGGAGUUGCUCCAGCGAGCCCGGGCUGUUGAUAACCAGGUGUAUGUGGCUACAGCCUCUCCUGCCCGGGAUGACAAAGCCUCAUAUGUGGUCUGGGGACACAGCACUGUUGUGGAUCCUUGGGGACAGGUCCUAACCAAAGCUGGCACUGAGGAAAUGAUCCUAUACUCAGACAUAGACCUGAAGAAGCUGGCUGAAAUUCGGCAGCAAAUUCCCGUUUUAAAACAGAAAAGAGCAGACCUUUAUGCAGUAGAGACAAAGAAGCCCUGAAGUUUGUUCCCGACAUAUCACAAGCAGGAUGGUACUCUGUUCUAAGCUCUUGUUGCACAGGGAAUAAAAGCUGCGAGACUGCAAACUUCCUUCAGCAGCCACGCCCACAACACCUAAACAUGAAACAGAUGUAAUGAAUGACAACAUCACAAAGGGAUCUGGAGUUCCACCAUUCAACACAGUUCAUGACAGUGUGUUCAGGGUUCAGUUGAAGGGGGUAAACUUCUUUUAAAAAGAGUCAGUCUGCUUUCCCCUUGGUUUUAUAAUGUCGGUGGUUUUAAUCCAUAUUUCUUUGCUACUUCUGUCUGGGCAUGGGCAGCAUCGCAAAGUGAAUACAGAUGAGCCAUCUCCAUUUCUGAUUUGGCCAGGUUGAUAGCUUUGUUGAACAUGUCAAUGGCUUUCUCCAUGUUUCCUCUAAAAAAAAAAUCAAAAUUUCAGAGUCUUUAACAAGCACUUUUCAAUGACCAAUAAAGUUUAACUGUGCUGCAUGAAGCCUUCAA
Molecule: messenger RNA, 1565 nt
Organism: Peromyscus maniculatus bairdii (prairie deer mouse)
Lineage: Eukaryota; Metazoa; Chordata; Mammalia; Rodentia; Cricetidae
Source: RefSeq, a predicted model, not a curated record